Scophthalmus maximus (turbot) is the source of this 2223-nucleotide messenger RNA. RefSeq names its product HERV-H LTR-associating protein 1. Bases 213 to 1790 code for a protein of 525 amino acids. The transcript is spliced from 14 exons. The record is from RefSeq and is a predicted model, not a curated record. Lineage: Eukaryota; Metazoa; Chordata; Actinopteri; Pleuronectiformes; Scophthalmidae.
AGUCCGUGAAUGUGAAGCUUUGUUCUGAUGAAGCUGCUGCGUCCCCAUGACGACAUCCACAAAAGUCCACUCCCACUUUGGGAAGAGCUCAGAGUCCCUGAUCCCCAACGAUGGACGGUAUCGACGCUGUCUGAGGACGGAGAGAAGUCGGUCCACGUCCUGUGUGUUGUGUUGUGUGUUGUCGUGGUGACUUCAGGACUUCAGCUCGGGUCAUGGCCGCCUCACAGAGCGCUGCACCGUCUCCACGCCGCUGCUUCAUCACCUGCGCCUCCGCCGCUCUGCUCCUCGUCCUCUUGGUCCCAGCUUCCAGACAUGGACAGGAAGUGAGGCACGGACAGGAAGUGAGGCACGGACAGGAAGUGAGGCACGGACAGGAAGUGAGGCACGGACAGGAACUGGGGCACGGACAGGAAGUGAGGCACAGGCGAGACGUCCUCGUCUCCACAGAAGUCCCAGCGGAGCACAUCGACCCCGCUGCCAUCGACCUCACUCCCCUGGUCAAUACUCUGAUAAAUUCAAGCCAAUCGGGCUCGCGGCAGCUCUUCUCGCUGCUCAGCGUGACGUCAUACAGCUCGCUGGCUCUGCACAAACUCACCCUGCUGGUCUACAACAUCUCCAGCGUCAGGAGUGUGGAGCGCGACGUGUUCCGCAGAAGAUUCUGUUACUGUGUCACGAACGACACCAACGAUUUGACCGACUUCACCGCCGUCCUGCUGGACGUGAUCGGGAACUCCAGCAGUUUCCUGCACGAGCUUUUUAAAUCUGCCUCCAUCUUAUCGGUGAGUCAGAGGAACAACUCCGACUGUAUCUACAUCUGCGUGAUGGCAGGCCGAGCAGUGCCGGAGCUCUGGGACGUCGGCUCCAUCACGCCGCUCUUCAACCAGACCAUCGUCGAGGGGCCACACAGAGUGGGCAACGUCUCCUCCCUCACACUUCCUGUCGAUUGGAAGCAACUGCCCACGAACCUGAGUCACGUCGCUGCGUCGGGGCCGAGCUCCCUGUUGACCAGCAGAGUCCACGCCACUGCACACGGCGAGGCCCAGGACGCCGCGGCCCAGACAAUUUCACCGACGACCGCGACGACGGUGAAGAUCGUCUCUGCCGGACAAACUACAGGCGUCACGCCGCCAAGUCCGGAUGCACCGGAGACGACAACAGCGAAGACGACACACCAAGCAAGGAACCCAACAGGAAGUGCAGCUCAGACACGAGCUGCGUCAGUUCUGCAACCGGUCACAGGGUCGUCGGUGACGACGGCUGCGAGUUCGUCUCCGCUGACCGCGGCGUCGUCCGAGGCUGCGACAUCCUCGCCUGCUGUCAGUCUGACCCCGCCCACCUCGGCUCCGCACAUGAGGACCACGAGCCAACGCACGACGACCUCUCCGGCUCCUCCCACCACACUGUCCCCCGUCCGCCCGACAGAGCGACUGACGCCGACCGGCGGGACGACAGCGCAUCUGAGCGUGAGGACUACAGCUCCCAGCAUGCAUCUGCAAACAGAGAAACCAGGUUGUCCGUGGAGGAGGCCGGAGCCGAGCGGCGAGUGGUCGACGGUGGCGACGACGGUCGGCGCUCACAAGCUGCAGCCCUGCGUCCUGGAGCUCUGCCAGUUCUUCUCGCGGUGUCUCUGCAGAGCCGUCGACCACAGGAAGCGCAUGACAAGGUUCUGUGACGACAGCCACGUCUGGUAUGAGAAACACACGUCUGAGGUGUGUCGCCGCGUCAGGAGAGUCUCCUUCUCCAGAAAUCUGAAACAGAGAUGCCUGACAAAGAUGUGCAAUAAACUGUGACCAGAGUGGAAGCGGAGACACAAAGAGCCGUUCAUCAUCGCAGGAAGUGACUGAACCUGCCGGCGCAUAGCCGAGCUCACGACUGGAACAUCUGGCAAAGCUAUGGACUCGGACUCUGGAGAUUAUUCUCCAAAACCUUGGAUGGCUGGAUGGUUUUGGAGAAUUCUGACAGAAGCACGACUGGUUCACAUCUGUCACAUGAUGUCAUCACGUUCCUACGACCGUCGUUUGAUUUAGUUUCAACACUUAACGACUGAACUGUCGGAAAAAAAUUCUUCCUGGACUAUUUAUGACAAAUUGAAUCUAAAACCAAGCUCCUCAGAUCAACUGUGACUCUAAGUCAUAUAAAUACAAGUUCUUCUAAAGAAGCGGCUUUAGAUUUUUUCUUGUGUCAGUUAAAUAAAAAUGUGGGUAAUUUACCCAGCAGCCCCUG